AUGGCCGCUGAGCAGCCGCGGCAUGCACCGGGGAAUGGUUUGCUGACUCCUGGUAUUGUGGAUGGAAGAACAGUCAAGCAAAAAGGCAAGCCGAAUUCGAGAAAGACUUCGGCAAGAAAGUCGCCUAGCAGCUCUCAUACCAUUGCCGAGAGUCCUAGCUCAAUGAAUGGAUCAGACAAGAGUCCCGGCGGUGGCACGGAAGCCGCCACGACCACUGCGAAACCGAAGAGGGUACGAACAGGAUGCCUCACCUGUAGAUCACGGCAUCUCAAAUGCGACGAAGGAACGCCUGUGUGUCAAAAUUGUCGAAAAUCUAAUCGGGAGUGUGAGCGAGGCAUCCGACUCAAUUUCAUCGACACGACCACACCUAAAGCACCCAUAUAUCUGAUUCCUCCGACGCAUGAUUGGCAAGUCACGUUCCAAGACGAGUCUCGUGAGAUCGCGGACGAAUACAAAGACGGUCUUGCCAAGUAUGCGCCGCUGGAGAAGGAAGACCAGUAUGACGUCCAAGCGGAGAUGACCUACGACUUUUCGCAAUCGAUGGGCGCACCCAUCCUGUCACAUCAAUCAUUACCCCCGGUGGGCGCGGUGGUUCAAACAUACCCUGAAUCUCAGCAACCUCUUUAUCCUGACCACCAUCAUGAUUCCUAUCAGCAACACCACCAUCAUAACCCGUCGAUCACUACUUCGCAUUUCUCGGAACCAUCCCAACCCCCUACGCAAUCCUACAACUCGGCCCCUACUAUCCCUGCGGAGGAGGAGCAAUGCCGCCCUGCUUUUGAGACGCCGCGGGAAGUGCUCUUCAUGCAAGUCUUUGUCGAAGAGGUGGCGUUGUGGAUGGACAGCAUGGACGCAGAAAAGCACUUUUCCGAGCUCUUACCCUUUCAAUCACUGCAUCAACCUAUGUUACGAUACGCGUUUCUUGCUUGUGGAGGUCGUCACAUGAAUCUGAUCAAUCCAGCACAAUAUCCUGAUGAUGUGGCUUUGGAAUACUAUACGAAAGCCAACCAGCUUUUCUUACGUUUGUUGCAAAAUCCUGAUCGAGACACGGCUCUAUGCGCUACGACGGCGGUAAUCCUUAAUGUCUACGAAGUGAUGACCGAGAAGGCGCUGCAGCGGAUGAACCAUAUCGCCGGCUCGCGUGCUUUGAUCAAAGAAUGUGGUUGGAGUGCUCGAAGUGUUGGCAUUGCACGUGCUUGCUUUUUCUUGAACGUCGGGUUGGAACUCUUCAGUUGUCUUCACUUCAACUGGCAAGUCGCCUGGGAUCCUGACGAUUGGGGCAUGGACAUGAACAUGAAUCCGCAACAGCUUGGUGGCAAUGAAGAAGUCUGGACCCACAAGAUCCUUUACAUUCUGGCCAAGGUUGCCAAUUUCCGGGCAUCAAUCCCACGCUUUCGUGAGCAGACUACGGCGGCGGAGCAGUUGCGGUUGAAUAAGAGGUUACAGAUGUGGAUGGAUCUCAAGAGCUGGUGCGAUCGAUGGCACGCAUGCAUCCCCCCAACGAUGCAUCCCAUGGCAUAUGUGCCACCGUUUCAAGCAUCCAUGAAGUCUUCUUUCCCUGAAGUGUGGCUCAUCAAGCGGCCGACCAUCGUGGCAAGGAUGUUCUACCACAGUGCCAUGGCUUUGCUUGGUGGCAUUCAUCCGGAUGUCGGCAUGGACCAAGAAUACAAGGACUCCCUGGAGCAGAUGAAGAUCUAUCACUCCCGGCAGAUCUGUGGUAUUGUUGCGCAUGUCAAGGAUCGGGGCGUUGCCUCUGCUUCCCUUCGCUGUCUCGCCAUCGCUGCUGAAUGCCUUACCCACCGGCGUGAACAGGAGGAGGUCCUUGAGAUUUUCGCGCGCAUCAAACGUGAGGGCGGCUGGCGCAUUCAAUUCGUCAUUGAUGAACUCCAUGAGAAAUGGGGUUGGAACACGCACGAUACGGCCAUGUCGGGCGUCAACACGACGAACAAUGCAUCCAGCUUUUAUCAGCAACCAGGCCAGGCGAGUUUGCCACCGCUACCGCCACAAGCACCGCCAGCGCCGAAGAAGCCGCCCAGCGGCAUUGUGAAUCCGUUGUACAGGAAUGCGGAUUUCUCGAAGCCUGACGCGCCGUACAAAAAUUACUACGUUCCCCCAGCGCUGCCGCCCCCACCGCCGCCGCCGCAACAUAAUCAGCAUCCAUCCGGCAAUCACGGGAUGAGUGUGGCGGGCAGUGGAUACGCAUUUUCUGGGUUAUCAGCAAUAUAA
Endocarpon pusillum Z07020 is the source of this 2226-nucleotide messenger RNA. RefSeq lists its product as uncharacterized. The transcript is spliced from 2 exons. Gene Ontology annotation, biological process: positive regulation of transcription by RNA polymerase II. NCBI's taxonomy places the organism in Eukaryota, Fungi, Ascomycota, Eurotiomycetes, Verrucariales, Verrucariaceae. Gene Ontology annotation, molecular function: zinc ion binding; DNA-binding transcription factor activity, RNA polymerase II-specific; transcription cis-regulatory region binding. Gene Ontology annotation, cellular component: nucleus. Bases 1 to 2226 code for a protein of 741 amino acids. The record is from RefSeq and is a predicted model, not a curated record.